Messenger RNA from Linum trigynum, 2751 nucleotides. The record is from the annotation of a GenBank genome assembly. Lineage: Eukaryota; Viridiplantae; Streptophyta; Magnoliopsida; Malpighiales; Linaceae.
GUACAAUAAUACAAUCGGCUAAAAGCUUGGAAAAAGUGGCCUGUGAAUUGACAAAUCACAAACAUUCCCUCCACCUAAACCCCAACCCGAUUGCACUAAUGAGUGAUCCCUAUCAAACCCAUUUCACCUUUCAAAUAAUUCUCCUUCCCUCUACCCUACUGUGUAAAGUACAGGCACAUGAGAAAUUGAAAAGAAGCUCAACGACUCACUUGCCCAACUCCACCAUUGUAGCCACUGAUUUGCAUUUCACAUUUAUGAGGGAUUGAUCAUUCAUUCUUUCGCCACAGUUGUGAUUCAGGAAACAAAAAUAUGGGCGAUUACACUGCUGCUAGAGGAAAACGGUGGGUUCAGCAGCUACACCCUCACCAACAAGCUUUUUUCACCAUCACAGCAAUGGACAACGCCAAACACUACUCCCUGCCGCUUGUUCAAAGCCAAAGUUCCUCCUCGGCCUCAGGCAGCAGCUCCGACGAUGAUCAGCAGCAUCAUCAUCAUCAUCAACAGAGCAUAAUGGUUCCUUCCAGUGGCAUUCCUGCUGCUCUAACUGAAGCUAUGGAUAACAAAGAUCAGACAAGGUCUAUCACUCAAAUCCCAGCAGAUUUAUCAGUUCAAGUGCAAGAGGCUACGUUCACUGUUCACAAGUACCCCUUGGUAUCAAAAUGCGGCUACAUAGCGCGGCUCGAACUUCAGCCUUCAAUUUCAAACUUAGCCUAUGAAGUCAAGCUUGAAAACUUCCCAGGAGGACCAGAAGCAUUCGACACCGUUUUGAAGUUCUGUUAUGGCCUUCUCCUAGAUUUGAAUCCUCAGAACAUAGCUCAACUAAGGUGUGCAUCAGAGUACCUAGAAAUGAGUGAAGAUCUUGAAGAUGGGAAUCUAAUCACAAAGACAGAAGCUUUCCUCACAUUCAUCAUUAUCUCUUCAUGGAGGGACACAAUCACUGUCCUGAAAUCCUGUGAAGCACUAUCUCCAUGGGUAGAAGAUCAACAAAUUGUUAGGAGAUGCUGCGACUCAAUUGCAUGGAAGGCUUCAAGAGACAAUUUGACAACUACAGGGGAUCAAGCAACAGCUAGUGAAGAUGCAUGGUGGCUUGACGAUGUGGCCACCCUCCGCAUCGAUCAUUUCACAAGGGUUGUAACAGCUAUUAGGGCAAAGGGAGCAAACCCAGAGGUCAUUGCCAAGUGUAUAAUGCGUUACGCAUCAAGAUGGUUGUUAGGAAUGGAUGAGGAAUUAGAAGUAAGAGGCUAUGCAAACCAGGGAAAGAGUGGGUUGCAGUUCAGGGUACUAAGUGGGAGGAGAACGGAAGAUCAGGGUACUGGACGCAACAAGGAGAAGAAGGCAAUAAUUGAGAACCUAAUAAGCAUCUUGCCUCCUAAACGAGAAGCUGUACCAUGUAGAUUUUUAUUGGAGAUGUUGAAGAUGGGUAUUGUUUAUUCUGUAUCGCCAGCUUUGAUCACACAGCUAGAGAAGAGAGUUGGGAUGACAUUAGAGACGGCCACUGUGAACGAUUUGCUGAUCCCUAAUUACAAAAAUGAAGAUCAAGGGAAGCUACUAAAAUGCUCUGACCAGCAAAGCACGAUGCACAACCUAGAUGUCAUACAAAGAAUCAUAGAGUAUUUCUUGAUGCAUGAACAGGAUCAGCAGCAACUACAACCAACACCAGAGAAAUCAAGCGUCAGUAAGCUUCUAGACAGCUACCUAGCUGAAAUUGCCAAGGAUCCGAAUGUAUCCGUCACGAAAUUUCAGGUUUUGGCUGAAGCACUGCCAGAAAAUGCUAGAGCAUGCCAUGAUGGCCUGUAUAGGGCCAUUGACACCUAUAUCAAGACUCAUCCUUCACUCUCAGAGCAUGAUCGUAAAAGGGUCUGCAAACUAAUGAUUUGUGAGAAACUAUCCCUGGAUGCCUGCAUGCAUGCAGCACAAAAUGAGAGGUUGCCUCUACGAACCGCAAUUCAGGUUCUGUUCUCUGAACAGGUGAAAUUGAGGGCAGCAAUGCAAAGAAAAGAGUCAGCAGAGAGCAGCAAUAUUUCAGAACAUCAGACACACCAAACAGAAACAAAAUCAGAAAUCAUGACACUUAAAGCAGAACUGGAGAAUGUUAAGACACAAAUGACAGAGCUACAGAAGGACUACUUGGAACUGCAGCUCGACUAUGCUAGGUUAAGCAACAAGCAAAAACAGACAUUAUCUUGGAACUUUGGUUGGAAAAGGAUAAGGAGAUCCUCUCUGUUCCACAGGAAAGCGGAUGGGGAGGAAGUAGAAGAAGGAAGGCAGAGAUCCCAUUCCACAAGCGGUAAACCCAGCUUGAGAAGAAGAAUGUCCAUUUCGUAGAAUUUGAUGCAACAUGCCAAACAUGCAGAAUGAAACUGCAACCAGAUGCUCAGAAGUAAUUUACUGUCUAAUAUGAAUUCAAUUCGACCCAUUUGGCUUUUCAGAAGGCCAAAGGUUAGAUAAAAGCAUUAACUGGGAUCAUUAGUUUGCAUGGAAACAUAUGUGUCAUCCCUAUAUCAUGUGCCAAAUAAUAUGGCCAAUGCUAUUUCUUUCUGUAGUCCUAGAUGCAGCCAUAGAACCUGUACUAUGUUUCGAGGUAUUCCGAAUUUCGCAGCUGAAAUUCAGCUAGAGAGAAUGAUCAUAAAGGUUGCAGUUUGCAAUAUUGUAAUGGUUCCAAGCAGCAAUCAAACAGCAUGCUAUCGUAUAGCCCAAUAAUCAAGUGGAUUCAUAUCAAGAUUCCAGUACGAAUACAAAGAAAAGCCUAGG